Messenger RNA from Hydractinia symbiolongicarpus, 1262 nucleotides. RefSeq lists its product as uncharacterized. NCBI's taxonomy places the organism in Eukaryota, Metazoa, Cnidaria, Hydrozoa, Anthoathecata, Hydractiniidae. The record is from RefSeq and is a predicted model, not a curated record. The coding region runs from base 1 to 408 and encodes 135 amino acids. The transcript has a single exon.
AUGUUGGUUGUUAUUCGACAUGGCGACGAUGAAAAGGUUUUAUUAAACGCUGACUGUAAAAUAUGUAUUUUUCUUUGUUGUUUAAGAAGAAAAUGUCACGUUUCAGAAAUACAUCAUAAUAUAGAUCUGGUCGAUGAAGAUGGCAACCUCCAAAACUUAAUCGAUAUGAUUCAGCAUUUACAGUGCAGUAAAUUCCUUAAAGAGCGUUCAACGUAUGUCUUAGUAAGUGUUAAAAAGCAAAGUAGACAGAAAAUUGUCGAGCCGUUGUUAUUAAAUUGGAUGCCGCAAACAAUCUUUGAAAUUCCCCGCGAGAAAGAACCAGCUUAUAAAGGAGGUCGCAGAAAAAGUAGUGUAAAGCUACCGAAGACUAGUGCCGUUCUCGUUUCUCUUCAAACGUUCAACGAAUGAGAACCUGUAGAUAGUUAUUUUUUUUUGGAAUUUUGUUUUUAACAUUUUGCCUUUGUUUAGUAUUUUAAUUUUCCCCUGCCUUGACGCUUAAGCCAUCUCCCAUCUUAAGCCUUAUUUUGCGUUCAUUUCCAUUCCACGUUUGAAGGGCAAAAACUCUAGAAUUAUAUGAUUGCAAAAUUUAAUUUUGUUAUUUCAAGAAUUCUAUGUUAGCCCUGAUGUAAAGAGGAUAAAGAUAUCCUCCUCCUCUUCUAAUCCUAGUUUUACAAGUAUAAAAAUCGCGAAAAAUGCCCCUUCCGUUAAAUGUCGUUAUUUUUAAAUCGCGAAAUUCUAAAAAAAUAUUUUGAUAAUUGCUUGAGACCACCUAUAUAAUUCAAAGUCAUGCAAAAACCUUUCCACCAAAAUAUCUUGAACAAUUUAUCUGAUUAUGUAUACGGUGUCAAAAUUAGCUGCUACUUUCACCCCCACUUCAGCUAUGGCUAUUAUAAAAGCAGCCAAUCUCGUUCCAAAGGCAUCUUGUAUCUUCUCUGACAACAAGACAGCGAUAGUUGCAUUACACAUUACGAUUUUUCUCCUAUUUUGGAUCUUAUCUUCCUAUAUUUUCUAGAUUAAGACGACAACUAAAUCGGCUAAAUUGUAUUCUAAAUCUAAAUUUGAAAAACUUUUAUAAAUCGAAAAAAGAUUCCUAUCUACUCAGCUCAUUUUGACUGUUACAAAAUAAGAGGAAGACCUAGAAUCGAAGUUGGUUGAGAAUUGCAAAUACGUUUGAGUCAUCAAAAAUAGGAAAUGGCUUAUAAUAUUAUUAGAUAAUGUCACGAUUAGUAAUUUUUAUUACAUACUUGUAGACAAAAAAUAAA